AUGCUCAGGCUUCUCGUGCUUACUGCUCUUGUCAUUUGCGGACAAUGUCACGAUGAUGACAUCCGCUAUUUAGAAGACAUUGACAAUGAAAAUGGACGUGUAGUAGGAGGAACUAACGCAGGAAAGAACGCCUGGCCCUGGCAGGUUUCUCUUCAGUAUCAGUCUGGCUCCAGCUGGUACCACACCUGUGGAGGCUCCCUGAUCCUUGCUAACCGCGUGCUGACCGCUGCUCACUGUGUGGACAGGGUUCUUAACUUCCGUGUGGCCCUUGGAGAACACAGCCUUAGUGCCAGCGAUGGCACUGAACAGUAUAUUUCCGUCUCUUCUAUCAAGCAACAUAAUAGAUGGAACUCCAACAAUGUUGCUGCAGGAUUUGAUAUUGCUAUCCUGUGGCUGGCCUCCAGUGCUACCCUGAACAGUGCUGUGCAACCGGCCACUCUGCCAGACAGUGGAGCUACCCUGGCCCACAACUACGACUGUGUUGUUACUGGAUGGGGAAGAACCAGCACUGGUGGACCUCUUGCUACUAUUCUCCAGCAAGCCACCUUGCCUGUCGUUGCCCACUCAACCUGCUCUCUCAGCUCCUGGUGGGGCACCAAUGUCAAGACCACCAUGAUCUGCGCUGGUGGAGAUGGGGUCAAGUCUGCCUGCAAUGGUGAUUCCGGUGGACCCCUUAACUGCGCUGUUAAUGGUGUGAACCAAGUCCAUGGUAUUGUCAGUUUUGGAUCCUCUCUUGGGUGCAACUACUUCCAGAAACCAGCCGUAUUUACCAAAGUCUCCGACUACAUCUCCUGGAUUGACAGCAACAUCUAAAUGGAUCACCACUUUUUCCCUAGAAGGAAACCUGAUAACGACCUACAACCUACCU
Bufo bufo (common toad) is the source of this 868-nucleotide messenger RNA. RefSeq names its product chymotrypsin-like elastase family member 1. Bases 1 to 813 code for a protein of 270 amino acids. The record is from RefSeq and is a predicted model, not a curated record. Gene Ontology annotation, molecular function: serine-type endopeptidase activity. Lineage: Eukaryota; Metazoa; Chordata; Amphibia; Anura; Bufonidae. The transcript has 8 exons. Gene Ontology annotation, biological process: proteolysis.